Molecule: messenger RNA, 3279 nt
Organism: Manduca sexta (tobacco hornworm)
Lineage: Eukaryota; Metazoa; Arthropoda; Insecta; Lepidoptera; Sphingidae
Product: ubiquitin-conjugating enzyme E2Q-like protein CG4502
Exons: 6
Coding region: 765-1526 (253 amino acids)
Source: RefSeq, a predicted model, not a curated record
CCGCUUACCGAUUCACAACUGCGACAAACUCUUUUAUGUCCAUCUCAUAUUGAUUGCAUUCACAAGUACACACACAAUAUGGACACGUCUAAAGCUCUGCCAUAAUAUAAGCUCUACAACGCGAACAUGAAUACAAAUUUUUCAUUCCAAAACACAAAUCAAAAUAUUAUACAAGUACAGAGGAAAUUGACAUCGCGAUCUGAGAAGAUAAAGAAUAGCGAACUCUCAGCACGGUUCCUGCUUACACAAAGUCCAAGUGCGUUCACACAGCAGGCGCGUCAUUCGCUAGUCGCUACACUGCCGGCAUCGGUUCCGUGUGGACGCUGCGUAGCGCGCUCAGUGCGGCCGGGGCUGCGUGUCAUGCGCCGACGCACUGUGACACACUUGUGGCCGCUCCACUACGCGUCCGGCGAGGUGCGAUAACCGACCUCCUCCACUGUGCCAAGUUUCGAUUUCAUCGCCGCUCUCACUCCGUAGUCGCACGUGUGCUGCAGCAGCCGCGCAUUGGCGCGCCGUGCGAGACGCUCUAGUGAUGCAACCUCUUCAACGACACCGCUAUCAGUGAACGUUGCACGCACACGCACACGCACAUGACGUUCGAAUUUCAACAAUAAUAGAUUUGAUAAUAGAACUUCGGCAUGACGUGCAAACGCGCCGCAGUGUAAACAAACAAACGUGACAUAAACAUUCUGUGAAAGUUUACUUCUGAUUGAUAAUUGUGAGCUGUGAAAAGUGCAACUAUAGAAAGUACUCAUUUGUGAAAAAUGACGUCGCGAUCAAAGGAAAAAGUGGCAGCCGCGUUCCGGAAGCUAUUCCGAUCUCCAGAGAAACUAGACAACGACGGCGCCGGUCCCAGCGGCUCCCCGGCGAGGCGCGGCCUGCUACGUCGACACAGAGAUGGAGUUAGUCCAGCGGAAGCAGCAGCUAGUCUUCCUGCUAGUCCGGCAUCUUCAACACUGGUAAAGAAGAAAACUCCAGGCGCUCAUGAGGUGCGCGAGCGUGCUGCAGCCGUGCGCACGCGCAGACUCAUGAAAGAACUUAAAGAAAUCAAAAGGUUGCAGGAAAGCAGACCGGAUCCAGUAUUCACGGUCGAAUUAGUAAAUGACAAUCUCUUCGAAUGGCAUGUAAGACUACACCAAAUAGAUCCAGAGAGCGAUCUAGCGAACGAUCUUCGCGAACUACACAUUCCAAACAUACUUCUUCAUCUCGUAUUUCCAGAGAACUUCCCCUUUGCACCACCAUUUAUGCGAGUUAUCGAACCUCGGAUAGAGAAGGGAUUCGUUAUGGAAGGGGGUGCAAUAUGCAUGGAAUUGUUAACACCGCGCGGAUGGGCGUCCGCGUACACAGUGGAGGCGGUUGUGAUGCAGUUCGCAGCAUCGGUUGUGAAAGGACAGGGCCGCGUCGCCCGGUCGCCGCCACGACCCUCGUGCGAAUUCUCCCGGAGACGAGCAGAAGAGGCUUUUCGAUCCGUGGUCAAAACACAUGACAAGUAUGGUUGGGUCACACCGGCUCUCUCCGACGGUUGAGCGAUUCAGCUCUUGCUGAUCGCCUGCAAUGCAGAAAGGAUCUCCAAUUAGAUAUUCUUCAAGAAUAAUUUUAUAUGUAAUUAGUGAAAAUUUUCAUAUUGCUCUGCUCUAUGUAAUUAGUUUAGUAUCCACAAUAAGAUUAGUGGAAUAAAUUGUUUUAAAUGUAUGUGUUAAAAAUAUCUAAUACGUUAUAGAUGAAAUUGGGGCGAUGCAAUUGAUCAUUUUGUAUUUUUUAAUUUGAGGUACACAAAAUGAGGUCGGUUAUUACCAAGGUUCGGAAAUGUUUAAUAUAAUAAGUUUUGAGGUGUGGAUAUGGGAAUACGUAGCACCUAUUUACAUAUUAUAUGAGAAUAUUAAAUUGUGGAUUUGGUAUCUAUUUUACUUAUGCCAAAGUACUGGUCACAAACAAUGGAUUACCAAAUUUAUAACGAAGUGUAACUUGCGUAGAUAAACUAUAAUUCAUGAAUGUUUUUAAUUUUAUAAAUACUAAGUAAAUGAUAUUUCCUAUUUAUACAAAAUUUUCAAAGUUUUGAAAAUUUGUUACACAAAAUGGUAAUUAGAUUGACAAUUUCACAAUAAAUGGUAUGUGCUCUAUACCUACGGAAAGAUUUGAACACACAAAGUUCUGUAUUAUAUUUGUGCCAAAUGUAACAUACUUCUUAUUGCCUGCUGGAAGCUCAACUUUUAUCAUGACCAAAGUUCGAUCAACAAAUAAAAUGUAUUUCGUUGUUUUACACAGUUGGUUUUAAGCAUUUUAAUAUUUGCAACAUGGAAUCUUUAUUGAACAUCUAUGAAGAAAAUGUUUCCGUCCCAAAGUCUAUUGAAACAAUCAUUUUUGAUAGAAUAUAAAGUUUUAGUACUAUUUAAAGAUUUCAUACGAACAUCCUAAAGUAAUAUACCAAGACACGUUUCGUCAGUUCUCUAUAUUUCCUAUAUGAAGGAUAUCUUUCAAACAAUGUGCUGCAGUGUGCAUGCUUUGUGUAUUAAAUUGUAGUGAAGUCAAAUUAUUACAACCAAGAGGCAUUGAGUAGAAUAAUGCUCAAAUUAGUAAAUAAUUUUAUUAUAUUGUGAAUUGAAAGGCUUGUGGUAAACUAAAAUUUAAAAUUAACAUUAUAUAAGUAAGAUUUCUCCGAGUGUAACUGAAAUGGCCAAAUUGUUGACAAAUAUAUUGACACCAAUUUGACAAUGUUACAAACAGUUAUACAAGGAUAUUACAUAUAAUAAUAUUUAAAUAUUGAUGUUAUUUGUGUGAUGAACCAAAGAAGUUUUAUUUUUUUGAACACCAUUCAAAAUUAAAUAGGUAUGAUGUAAUGUAUGUAAUAAGUAUAAGUUGAGGAAGAAUCGAAACAGGCUAUUGCUCUCUUACUUGGGUAGUAUAACAAAGUAAAAGCAUAGUUUAUUAAUAAGAUUAUUAAAUUUGCUUCACUCCUGAUCCUAUCUUUACAAAUUGUAAUAUGACUUGGUUAAGGGAGACCGUACAGUCAAAUUGUAAGUAGAUAGUAAGAAAAAUAAAAAUAAAAACCUGCUACAACUUGCAAAGAAUUUAUGUCGUGUUUAUAAUAAAUCCUAAAUAUAAUAAAAUAAAUGUCUAUCAGUCAUCCAAUUAAAUAUACUUAAGAAGUUUUUGUAAAUAGCAGUCAAACUAAAUAUGUUUCUACAAACUUUACAUUCUGGUCCCCCUCAGUUAUAGAUAUUAAAAUCAUCCAUAGUCAUGUAUGAUGUUGUAAAUGUAAUAAAUUACUUGCUCAAAAAA